Mesitornis unicolor (brown roatelo) is the source of this 1533-nucleotide messenger RNA. RefSeq names its product cytosolic carboxypeptidase 3-like. The record is from RefSeq and is a predicted model, not a curated record. Gene Ontology annotation, biological process: proteolysis. NCBI's taxonomy places the organism in Eukaryota, Metazoa, Chordata, Aves, Mesitornithiformes, Mesitornithidae. Gene Ontology annotation, molecular function: metallocarboxypeptidase activity; zinc ion binding.
AUGACGGUGUGGUGCUGCUGCUUCGCCGGGAUGCCCUGUCCCGCCCGCCCCGCACGGGGAGAGCAGGGAGGAAAGCAGCUCCGCUGGAUACCCCCUACCCCUGAGCCACUGUGCACUCCCAACAGCAAUGAAUUUGAGUACCAGCUCACCCUGCACACCGACGUCUACACCAGCAGACACACGCAGUGGUACUACUUCCAAGUGAGCAAUACUCAGGCAGGUAUGCCGCAUCGCUUCACUAUUGUCAACUUUACCAAGCGUAACAGCUUAUACAAACGCGGCUUGCGGCCGCUGUUGUACUCAGAAGCCGAUGCUGAGAAACACCAGGUUGGCUGGCGAAGGACUGGAGUUGAAAUCAAGUAUGUCAAAAACAAUGCGCGCCAAGGUGGACGUUAGUAUUUCUCGCUCACUUGGACGUUCCAGUUCCCUCAUGACCGAGACACCUGCUACUUUGCCCACUGCUAUCCUUACACCUACUCCAACCUGCAGGAGUACCUGGUGGCCAUCUCUAAAGAUCCAGUGAAGUCCAAACUCUGCAAGAUUCACAUCUUGUGCCAUUCACUGACAGGAAACGUAGUAUAUGUUUUAACUAUCACCAACUCCUCCAAAAGCAGCAAGGGCUCUGAGAGGAAGGCUGUGAUACUGACUGCGAGGGUGCAUCCAAGAGAAACAUAAUGGAUAAACAGUUCCUGGAUAAUGAAGGGCUUUCUGGAUUACAUUCUUGGCGAUUCAGGUGAAGCUCAACUGCUGCGGGACAAUUUUGUCUUAAAAGUAGUACCCAUGUUGAAUCCAGAUGGUGUGAUUGUGGGAAAUCACUGCUGUUCUUUGACAGGUCAGGACUUGAACUGCAAAUACAGGUCUAAUGUGAAGAAAUACUAUCCUUCCGUCUGGUAUACCCGAAACAUGAUCUAAAGCAUGAUGAGGGAAUGUGGUGUUUUUCUGUAUUGUGACAUCCAUGGUCACAACAUGCAACAAAAUGUCUUCAUGUAUGGUUGUGAGAGAAAGCAGCAAGCAAAAGCACCAGACACGCAGCCACAUGUCUUCCCACUCUUGCUGAGCUAGAGCUGCCCAGAUAAGUUCUCAUUCCCAGACUGCUGUUUCAGAGUACGGAAGAGCAAAGAAGGCACAGGUCGAGUGGUAAUGUGGAAGAUGGGCAUCAACAACAGCUACACUUUGGAAGCCUCUAUCUGUGGCUCUAAGUUGGGCUGCAGACAAAGCACCCAUUUCGAUAUGAAAGACUUGGAGUCAAUAGGACAGCAUUUUUGUGAUGCUCUCUUGAACUACUGUGUUCAUAACAAGGAGGUUGGAUCUAUCUCAUCAAAUUUCAGGUGUCUAGAGUAUAGAAAUCAAGAGCUGAGCUUCACAACUGAUGCUGAACUGCAAGGAAAUAAAAAGAGACACAAGAUCUUGAUGCAUCAUCAGAGAACUAGGAGAAGGCUUGCUGGGAACAAAGAGGAUGCUGUUCUUAGCCAAUCCUCUGACAGCCCAGACUCCUGUGAUCUUGUUGAACACCAGCUAAAACUAGAUAAUAAG